Messenger RNA from Saitoella complicata NRRL Y-17804, 711 nucleotides. Its product is annotated as Isy1-like splicing factor. The record is from RefSeq and is a predicted model, not a curated record. The transcript has 3 exons. Bases 1 to 711 code for a protein of 236 amino acids. Lineage: Eukaryota; Fungi; Ascomycota; Saitoellomycetes; Saitoellales; Saitoellaceae. Gene Ontology annotation, cellular component: Prp19 complex; catalytic step 2 spliceosome; post-spliceosomal complex. Gene Ontology annotation, biological process: mRNA 3'-splice site recognition; generation of catalytic spliceosome for second transesterification step.
AUGGCGAGAAAUAGUGAGAAAGCACAAUCUAUGCUCUUCCGCUUCAGGGAGCAGCAACAAGCAGAACUCGGGCGUACAGGGAUCAUCGAUUCAUCUAUGCGAAGACCAAAACGAAUCACAGAAGUCGAAUCCAUCCCAGCAUGCGAGAAAUGGCGAUCCCAAGUCGUCAAAGAAAUCUCCCGCAAAGUGACAAAAAUCCAGGACCCUUCAUUAUCAGACCACCAAAUUCGUGAUUUGAAUGACGAAAUCAACAAACUUAUGCGUGAAAAACAUAUUUGGGAACUCCAGCUCCGUAAUCUCGGUGGACCGAACUACAUGCGUUUUGGAUCUCGGAUCUAUGAUUCCGAAGGGCGGGAAGUUGCCGGUAAUAGGGGCUACAAAUAUUUCGGGCGGGCACGGGAGUUACCCGGGGUUAAGGAGCUGUUUGAGGCGUUGGAGGUACCGAAGGAGGAGGUGGGGAGGAAGAAGGUGCGGAGUGUAAUGGGUGUAGGGAGUGGGUAUUAUGGGUAUGGAGAUGAAGACGACGGGGAACUGCUAAAAUGGGAAGAGGAGAGAGAGGAGGACGCACGGAAAACGAUUGAAGAACAGGACGGUGGGGAGCCGGAGAGGGGAUGGGAGAGGAUACAGAGGUUUGACGUACCGAGCCAGAAAGAGGUGGAGGGGUUCUUGCUGGAGAAACGGAAACAGAGGUUAUUAGAUCGGAUAGGCUAA